Rasamsonia emersonii CBS 393.64 is the source of this 9504-nucleotide messenger RNA. Its product is annotated as Vacuolar protein sorting-associated protein vps13. The transcript is spliced from 4 exons. Gene Ontology annotation, biological process: protein targeting to vacuole; late endosome to vacuole transport; protein retention in Golgi apparatus. The record is from RefSeq and is a predicted model, not a curated record. Lineage: Eukaryota; Fungi; Ascomycota; Eurotiomycetes; Eurotiales; Trichocomaceae. Gene Ontology annotation, cellular component: extrinsic component of membrane. Bases 1 to 9504 code for a protein of 3167 amino acids.
AUGUUGGAGGGCGUCGUUGCAAACCUGCUCAACCGCUUCCUGGGCAUGUACGUCAAGAACUUUGACGCCAAACAACUCAACAUUGGCAUCUGGUCUGGCGAUGUCAAGCUUCACAACCUCGAGCUGCGAAGAGAGGCCCUGGACCAGCUCCGUCUGCCCCUCAACGUCGUCGGUGGCCACCUCGGCCAGCUGACCCUGUCCAUCCCGUGGUCGAACCUGCGAGGGAAGCCCGUCAGGGUUGAUAUCGAGGAUGUCUUUCUUUUGGCGGCGCCCAGGGAAGAUGUGGACUAUGACCCAGAGGAGGAGGAAAAGAGGACGCACGCCAUCAAGAUGGAAAAGCUGGAAAGCGCAGAGCUCCUGAGGGAGCGGAACACGGAGGGUAUGAGCCAAGAGGAACAACGCCGGAACCAGAGCUUCACGCAGAGUUUUAUUACGGCCAUUGUCGAUAAUCUGCAGAUCUCGAUCAAGAACGUCCAUUUCCGGUACGAGGAUUCGAUCGCUUCCCCUGGCCAUCCCUUUGCCGUCGGUGUCACGCUGAAGGAGCUGAGUGCGGUCAGCACCGAUUCUGAGUGGAACCCUACCUUCAUUCAGUCUACAUCGGGCACAACGCACAAGCUGGCUGUUCUGGGCUCCCUGGCCGUUUAUUGGAAUACCGACGCCGAGCUGCUGGGAACCGGUCGCGGCGCAGACAUUGGAGCCGAGGCCCAGGGAAUCAGCUAUGAUGAGCUGAUGUCGAAGCUCAAGGAAGGCAUCGAGCUGGAUGAGAGAAACCAGUACAUGCUUCGUCCCGUCAGCGGUCGCGCCGGUCUGGAGAUGGAUAAGACCGGGAAGCUAGACCGUCCCAGGAUAAAGGCACGCCUUCUAUUUGAUGAGCUGGGCUUCGUCCUGGAUAGUGAUCAAUACCGUGACAUCUUGAUGUUAGUGGAUCUGUUCCAUUACUUCAUUCGUCACCAGGAAUACAGGAAACUCCGGCCCGCAAGAAGUCCAAAGGAGGAUCCUCGAGCCUGGCUGAAGUUUGCUGGCAACGCCGUUCUGAGUAAGAUUCAUGAGCGGAACCGCCGAUGGACCUGGGACUACAUUAAGGAACGAAGAGAUGACCGAAUUGCUUACAUCACUCUGUUUAAGAGGAAGAAGAGAGGGGAGACGCUAUCCCCUGACGAGGCGGCGGAAUCGGAUCGACUCGAAAGAAAGUAUAGCUACGAAGACCUUCGGUUCUGGCGAUCGCUGGCAAGGAAUCAAUUGCGAAAGGAGAACGUCGGGGUGCAGAAGCCAGCCCGACAGCAAACCUGGUCUGAGUGGAUCUGGGGCUCCAAGAAGCAGGAGGACGAUACCACCAUGACAGAGGAGCAGCGCCAGGAACUCUACAAUGCCAUUGACUGGGACGAGAAAAAGGCCCUUGCGGAAAGCGUUGAACUGCCCCGAGAGUCCGUCAAGAUUCAAGUCAAUUGGAGUCUCCGCGCGGGUAGCUUGACUUUGAAGCGUGAUCCGCACGGUGCCGCGACUGAGAUCAUGAAGCUGGUGUUUGAUAAAUUCAGGGCCAAGGCUCUGCAGAGGCCGGAUUCUUUCUUCGUGGACUUGGAACUAGGGGGCUUAAGAGUCUACGACGGAACCACCCAGGGCAGCCUCUUCCCUCAGAUUGUCCGAGUGAAGGACUCGCUCCCCGAACCCAAGGAUAGCGAUUCCGAAGAUUCAGAAGCUCAGUACCUCGAUGCUGAGGAAAUCACUAAAUAUGUGGAUGAAGAAGACAGUUUGUUCCAUCUCCAGCUCGAACAGAAUCCACUUGACAGUGACGCCGAUUCGGCCAUAAAAGUUAAGCUAAAGAGUAUCGAGGUUAUUUACAAUCCAAAAUUCCUCGUGGAAGUUGUGCGCUUCUUCAAGCCUCCGGAACGGCAUAUGGAGUCUAUCGGAGCCCUUCUCGACACCGCAGGUGCUACGGUGGAGGAGAUCCGACAACAGACUCGGGCCGGCUUGGAGUUUGCGCUGGAAGAGCACAAAAAAGUGGACGCCCACUUUGAUCUCCAAGCGCCUCUUAUCAUCGUUCCAGAGAGUAUUACGAGAGAAAGCUCUAUGUGCUUGAUCCUCGAUGCCGGUCAUAUCAGUGUCAACAGUGAGUUGGUCGACAGAGAGACCAUGAAGGAGAUUCAGGCCAAGCAGAAGAGGCAAUAUAGCGAAGAAGACUACAAGCAGCUUGAGGACCUCCUGUACGACAAAUUCCUCAUCAAGCUCGACUCGACCCAGGUGCUUAUUGGUCCCGGGAUCGAAGCAACCAAGUCACAGCUUACUUCUGAUGUGCCUUCGAAGAACUUCCACAUCAUUGAUCGUAUCAACGUUGACUUUGUCCUCGAGCUCUGUAUCGUCCCACAAUCAACGGAGCUUACGCGAACGCGGGUUUCUGGCCAUCUUCCGGAGCUGCAUGCGUCCAUGUCGGACAAGAAGUACAAGAAUUUGAUGAAGUUGAUCGACAUUGCCAUCCCGCGUUUUGAUGAAGAAGAUGAAGAGUCGAGUUCCUCGUCAAAGGAUCCAUCCGAAAAGCCAGCGGAUAAGACCACGGCUGUCGCUAAUAGAGCGCGAUCAUCUUCGUUCCAACCGUCGAGUACGAGAGAAAUUCCGCUUGUCGACGUGGAUUCCGAUGUGGAAGAUUCUGGCAAACGUCAGACAAAGAAGACCGAAAGGCCAGUUAGCUUGCACAGACGAGACUUCGAAUUCAAAUUCACUGUCGGUAAAUUGCGCGGCUCGCUAUUCAGAGCUGACCCCAGAGACGAGAACCCUGACCAAUUGUUGGUGGAGCUGGUGGCGGAAGGCUUCGAACUGGACUAUUACACGCGGGCAUAUGACAUGGUAGCUGAAUUGCUUCUCAAAUCUCUGAGCGUAGAUGAUCAUAUUGAAGAAAACCCAGCUCCCGAGUUCAAGCAGAUCAUCUCUUCGAAGGGGUUCAACGCAGAGGAAGACAAGGACUUGUUCAAUCUGAAACUUGUUCGUGUCAAACCAGAGUCUCCGGAAUUCGAAUCGACCUUCGAAGGCAUUAAUACGAAUCUGGACAUCGCCGUCUCUACGAUCAAUGUCAUCGUUACCAGGAAAACACUUCUCACGCUUUUGGACUUCAUUUUGCUCACGUUCACUAACCCUGAUCAGCCAAAAGCUGCUCCGCAACAAGCAGACAGCGCUGUUGAGAACGUCCCUCAAGAAGAGCAGCAGCCACAGCAAGCCGGGAAGAUUCGUAUCAAGUCGAACCUCAAGAGUAUUGCGCUGAUCCUCAACAAUGAUGGGGUUAGACUGGCGACGCUGAGUUUGAACACUGCGGAUGUCGGCAUUUUCUUGGUUGGCCGGACUAUGCAAAUCCAGUCUCGGAUUGGAAGCUUGACAUUGAUCGACGAUGUGAACACGGGUGCUUCAGACGAUUCGGCUCUUCGCAGACUCCUAACGAUUGAGGGAGAGGAUUUCGCCGACUUUAAGUAUCAAACAUUUGAUCCCGAGACGGAAGAUUACCCUGGCUACGACUCGGAGGUCUUUUUGAGAUCUGGCUCUAUCAAGAUCAACUUCCUAGAGGAGCCUUACAGGAAGAUCGUCAAUUUCCUGGUGAAAUUUGGCAAGAUGCAAGCAAUAUUUAACGCAGCCCGUCAAGCUGCGGCCAACCAAGCGAACCAGUUACAGGAGAAUGCCUCGCGCAUGCGAUUUGAUAUAGUUGUUAGGACCCCGAUCCUUGUUUUCCCCCAAGUCAUGAAAGAUGACCGCCCACGGGAUACGAUCACUGCUCAUCUGGGUGAGAUCUAUGCCAGCAAUACCUUUGUUCCCUUAGAUGACCGCAAAGGUAGCCCUGCUGUCAACAUGAUAUCUACGGGAAUUCGCAAUAUUUGCCUCACAUCUGCUUUCCAUUUCGAGGAUGGAACAAGCGAAGAGCUGGAGAUGAUCCAGAAGGUCAACCUGGAUUUCAGUGUAUGUUAUCUCGAACAUCAGCCAAACCAGCCGCGUCCAGAUAUCGAAGCGGAAGGGUCUAUGUCUCCGAUAAAUCUCAGGAUAUCGCAAACCCAGCUCAAGUUCCUGCUGGAAAUUUUCAAAUCAGUACCGGGAGCUUUCACCCCAGAUAGUGAGCAACAGGAACUUGAAGCUAUGCAGGCUCUUCCACCGGCAACGACAGAGCCAGUCAGAGCUUCCUCCGAAGCCAAAGAGAAGUCGAAGCUGACCCACCAGGCGCCUGAGAUUGACUCGGACAAGGAAACAUGGGUGAAACUUGACAUGAUAUUCAAGGUCGAUAGCAUCGGCCUAGAAUUGAUCCAGGCCCAGGAAAACCAGCCUGUUGGUCGACUGGAAGAUUCCAGUCUAUCAAAGUUCUCAUUGAACGACACGAGGGUCAAAGUACGCAUGCUGAGUGACGGGGCUUUGGAGUCAGAGCUCCUGAUCCAUUCAUUUUCGAUCAGAGACAGCCGCGCGCAAGAGACCAACAAGUUCAGGAAAAUCAUGUCUCUCAUCAACAAUGAUGUCCAGCAACAAUUUAUGGCGAACAUCUCAAUGUCUCCCGGGCCUGAUAAACAUCUUAUUGUCAUGACCACCAUUGAUAGUCCGCGCAUUAUAUUCGCAUUGGACUACUUGGUUGCUCUUCAGUCGUUUGCAAAUGCGGCAUUUGCGACAGAGGCGCCGAUGGAGGUCGAGGGGGUUGAUGAAACCUCGGAGUCUGACACUACCUCGAGUGUCGCUGCCAGUAGAGACAGGUCUUCUGCAGUUUCGUCGGGUCAAGAUACUGCGCCAAAAGAAGGCCAGAUGACAGUCUCAUUUAGAGCCGACAUUGUCGAUGCUCAGGUCAUUCUGAUCGCGAACCCCACUAUCGCGAAUACGGAAGCUAUUGUCCUAGGCACGAAGCAGAUACUUUUCUCCCACCAGAAUGUCUCGACUCUGCAGAUCAACAAGGUUGGCAUGUUCCUUUGUCGCAUGGACAAGUUUGAAACCAGUAGGCUCCGGAUCCUGGAUGACUUUACCCUUGAAAUGUCCCUGGAUAGCCGCCCCCAAGAAAAAGGAUCGACAAUGACCAAUAUCGACGUGCAUGUUGAACCCCUGAUCCUGCGGUUGUCACUUCGAGAUAUUCUUAUUGCCACCCAGAUCAUGAACAAGGUAUCUGAAAUGACCACGCGGAGCACGCAAGCCCGAAAGGGCGAUGAGCCAAAGAAAAUCAAGGAGAUCAAGGGUGAUGAUGCGAAAUCUUCAAAGGGACGAACCGCUGGAGCCAAGCAGAAGUCGACAGAUGUUGCUUCAAGAGGGAGCCAAGUCCGCGCUGACGUGUUCGCUCCCGAGCAAAGGCUUGCACCUCAACAAUCAGCAAUCAUUAAACGGGAAGAGCUCAGCGCUCAGAUUGACGGCAUCAGAGUUAUUCUCAUAGGUGACUUGCACGAAUUGCCAUUGCUUGAUUGGAGUGUCAAGAAAUUCAACGUCGAUGUCCGAGACUGGUCCUCGACCAUGAAUGCAGAUACCAGCUUUGAUACCUUCAUCAACGUGUACAACUUUUCAAAGUCGGCUUGGGAACCUUUAAUUGAACCUUGGCAACUUGGGUUCCACAUGGCCAAAGAAUUGAAUCCGGAUAUUCUAUCGAUAGAGGCCUAUUCCCACAAGACACUGGAGCUGACGGUCACUUCUGCGACUAUAGCCCUUGCAUCGAAGUCGCUCCAAGUCCUGUCUACUGAUGAGGAUGUUCUUUCCAAACCAAGAGGUGCUGAUGCUCCUUAUCGGAUUCGCAACUAUACCGGCUUUGACCUUCAUGUGUGGGCAGAUGUCGGGACCGAAGAGGGCGGACCAGCAGCGAAACUCAGCGAUGGUGAGGAAUAUCCAUGGCGUUUCGAAGAUCCUACCGCCAUGCGUGAGAAUCUUACGCCCGAAGGCAACGCGGGUCUGGUAGGUGUCAAGCUUGAAGGAAGCGGCUUCGAUAGUGUCAACCGUAUUCCUGUCAUUCGGGAAGGUGAAACACUGUACAACCUUAAGCCGAGGAAAGACAAGGUCCUGCAUAAGUUGCUUGUCGAUGUCAGGUUGGGUACAGACAACGUCAAGUAUAUAACGUUCCGCUCUCCCUUGCUCGUCGAGAACAAUACCCAAAUACCGGUUGAGCUGGGUGUGUUUAGCCCUGACGAAGGUCAUCUUCUGAAGAUCGAGAAGAUCCUCCCUGGUGACGCUCGCCCUGCACCAGUUGGAUCCGCGUAUUUACAUCACCUCCUUGUUCGGCCCGAUCAAGGGUUCGGAUAUGACUGGUCCAACGAACAGCUCUUCUGGAAGGACCUCUUGCGGCGACCGACGCGAACCAUCACAUGUCUGAGUGAAAAUGGGCAACAGUCUCCUCCUUUCUACUUCCAGAUGAAUGCAUCUUACGACAAGAACGACCCUCUCACCAAUCAUUAUCCACACAUGAAGAUUCGGAUUUCAGCCCCUGUCGAGAUCCAAAAUCUGCUUCCAUAUGACUUUAAAUAUCGCAUCUACGACAAGAACACAAGGAAGGAUUGGACCAAUUUCUUGCGGAAGGGUGGAGUCAGUCCCGUGCAUGUCGUCGAGCUGUCACAUUUGCUCCUUCUCAGCAUCGAUUUACAGGACACAGUAUUCAAGCAAAGUGACUUCGCCAUUAUCAAUGGCAAUGCGCAAGAUUUCAGAAGAGAGGAUGUCCUGUCAUUGAAGGACGAGCGGGGCAUACAAUUGAAAUUAAAGCUGCACUAUUACAAUGUUCCUGAUAGUGGCGGCGCUUUCAAAGUCAGCGUGUACAGUCCGUAUCUGAUACUUAACAAGACGGGGCUGAGUAUGGAAAUUCAAAGCAAGGGUUUCCUCCAGUCCGCAAGGUCAUCAGCGGGGCAAGGAAUCAAUACCGACCCGAACGGUGGACGGGCGCUCCCGUACAUGUAUUCUUAUCCCACAGAUGACCCGAAAAACCGAUCUAUUCUGAAGGUCGGCGACUCAGCCUGGAGCAAACCGCAGAGUUUUGAUGCGAUUGGCAGUACAUUCGAGGUUGUACUCCCUUCAAGAACAAGCAGAUCGGAAUUCCACGCUGGAGUGUCCGUCACAGAAGGAGAGGGCAAGUACAAAUUGACAAAGGUUGUCACGGUUGCCCCCAGGUUCAUCCUCAAAAAUAAAUUAAGCGAGGAUCUCCUCGUUAGAGAACCUGGCUCGUCCAACGUUAUUGCUAUGAGAGCCGGCGAUCUAGUGCCUCUUCGCUUUUUGCGUCAGGUCCCAGAGAAGCAGCUAUGUCUGUGUUUCCCAGGCGUCAAUAACCAAUGGUCGUCUCCUUUCAACAUCGUCGAUGUGGGCACGAUACAUGUAAAACUCGCCAAAGCAAAUCAGCGACAGCGACUUAUCAAAGUCGAGAUCGUCAUGGAAGGAGCAACGCUGUUCCUUCACUUCAGCAUGGAGACUAAGCAUUGGCCAUUCUCUAUGCGUAAUGAGAGUGACAUGGAAUUCAUGUUCUUCCAAUCUAAUCCCAACGUCGAGGAAGAUGAGGAAGAGACCACCAGUGGGUGGCGGCCAAUUCGUUACCGGCUGCCACCUCGGAGCAUCAUGCCAUAUGCCUGGGACUAUCCAGCUGCGAAGAACAAGUCUCUCGUGCUGACCUGCAACGGGAAGGAAAGACAUAUCAAACUUGCCGAAAUUGGAAACCUGAUUCCUAUGAGAGUUCCUGCCAACGGAGGUCAAAAGAUCAUUGACCUCAAUAUAGUUGCUGAUGGGCCUACUCAGACAUUGGUUCUUUCUAACUUCAAACAAUCCAAGAGCCUUUACAGACAGCAGAAGGCACAGACGUCUCAAACAAGCGUUGCGUCGGGCUUUGAAGUCAAAGAGGAAAAUUCGGACGUCACUUUCAAAGCUCAGCUCCGCUUAGGUGGUGUGGGCAUAUCUUUGAUCAAUCAGACCAUGAAAGAACUGCUUUAUUGCACUUUCCGCGAAAUCGAGCUCAAGCUGCGGGAGUCCAUGGUAUAUCAGACGCUGAAUAUGACAAUAAAGUGGAUACAGAUCGACAACCAGCUAUACGGAGGCAUCUUCCCGAUUCUCUUGUACCCGAGUGUGGUCCCUAAAACUGGUAAGGAGAUGGAGGCGCAUCCUAUAUUCCAGGCCAUGGUCACGCGGGUGAAGGAUGAUUCGUACGGUGUGCUGUACAUCAAGUAUGCCACAGUGCUUCUCCAGCAGAUGACUCUGGAGUUGGACGAAGACUUUGUAUUUGCCAUGAUCGAAUUUGCGAAAGUGCCAGGUGCUUCAUGGUCUGAGGAGCAAGAAGGGAAGCUUUGCGAUGAGAGCCUGGACAUUCCGGAGCCGAAAUACGAAGACGCUGGCCAUGACGUCUAUUUCGAGCUCCUGCACUUGCAACCCAUGCAGGUGGACAUUUCUUUCAUGCGUACGGAGCGGGUAAACGCUGAAGACAAACUGCAGCCGUCAAACCCAUUCAUGUUCUUCGUCAAUGUGAUGACAAUGUCCAUCGGAAACGUGAAUGACGCGCCAAUCCGCUUGAACGCACUGAUGCUUGAGAAUGCUAGGGUCUCCAUUCCCUUGCUUAUUUCCAAUAUCCGAAAGCACUAUACCCAGGAAUUCCUUCGCCAGAUCCAUGUCGUCAUCGGGUCCGCUGAUUUCCUUGGAAAUCCUGUAGGCCUGUUUAACAACAUCAGCUCCGGUGUGGCGGACAUUUUCUACGAGCCAUACCAGGGACUGGUCGUUACAGACCGGCCGCAGGAACUGGGUUAUGGCAUCGCCAAGGGUGCCAGCAGCUUCAUCCGCAAAUCGGUGUUCGGUUUCUCCGACAGUAUGGCGAAGAUCACAGGAAGCAUGUCCAAGGGACUUGCAGCGGCCACCCUCGACAAGGAAUUCCAGGAUCAGAGGCGCAUGUCAAAGGCGCGGAACAGACCGAAACAUGCACUUUACGGCAUCACCUCUGGCGGCAACGCAUUCGCAGCCAGCUUGGCUAGUGGUAUUGGGGGCUUAGCCCGCCAUCCACUUCAGGGCGCAGAGAAGGAAGGCUUCCAAGGGUUUAUGAAAGGCGUUGGUAAGGGCGUACUGGGAGUCGUCACCAAGCCGGCUAUUGGAGCCUUUGAUCUUGCUUCCAAUCUUGCGGAGGGUGUUCGAAACACUACCACUGUUUUCGAUUCAGAAGGCUUGGACCGCGUCCGACUUACCCGGUUUAUCGGCAUGGACGGCAUUGUGCGACCUUAUUCUCAGCGCGAAGCUCUCGGACAAUUCUGGCUCAAGACCACGGAUGACGGCAAGUAUUUCAACGAAGACUACAUCGCGCAUCUUGAGCUCCCGGGGCGGGAUAUGCUGGUGAUGUUGACGUACGACCGGAUCAUGCUCGUGCGCUCGCAGAAGCUUCGCACCGAGUGGGAUAUCAAGCUCACAGACAUCCAAACGAUCUCCAAAGAGCGGACAGGGAUGAGCAUCACACUGAAGGGAGGUGCCAAUGGGCCAUUUAUUCCGGUCCAGGACGAAAGUUCCAGGAAUUGGCUAUAUAAGCAGAUUGCCAUAGCCGUGAACGCGUUCAAUGAGAAAUACAAUGCGAAGGGCUAA